CAAAUCGACAUGUUCAAAAUAACGCUACUCUCCUUCAUCCUGGCAUCUAGCUUUGGGCUGAUUUCCGCCGAUUUCGUGAACGAUUGCAACGAGGGAAAUUUAAACUUCGCUGCUGCGAUUAUGAACGAUGCGACCUUCAUGUAUAGCACAGCUUUGACGAAAUUGGCGGCGGUGCCUGGUGAUCUGUUGGACAAGAUCAUCUCGUGCAACGGCGGUAAUCGGAAUGAAGCUCAAUUGAAUGCGUUCGGUGCGAAUGAGAAGCAACAAUUGAAUAGAUGCAACGAUAAGUUGGCUCUUAUUAAGAACGCCAAGAAAGAGGUGAACCAAAUCACGCAGAUCUUAACUAAACUAAAGUGUGUGAGGAGCGAGCAAGGAAACGAGAAUCCUUUGGAUGAUCUGAUUAAUGAUAGCAAAGGUAUCGUUGAUAAGGCGUCAAACUAUAUGCUACAAUUGGUGUCGCCUGUUUCCAAAGAAUCGGGCGGUCUUAUCGGUAAUUUACUCGACGGUGUAUUAGGAAAGUUAUUUAAUUUAGUAGGAAGCUUACUUAGUGGAAUACUUGGUGGAUUAGGUCUGGGUCGGAGCAGCAAACACGUUCCAAUUACAAUAGAUACGAUAAGAUUAACAGUGACGAGCUUGACCGAUGAUUCGAUGAAAGUUAUUAGCUCAACAUUGGAACCCAUCCUUUCUCCAAUAAAAGGAACGUGGUCGUGUCCGAAUCCAAUGGAAAUGCUAACCUGCUUGAAGAUCAGCGACCUGAUCAACAAUAUCAACAGCGAGAUCAUGGAAAGCGUGGAGAAUUUUGGCAAUUGCAUCGACGAUAAUAGAAAUCAAUUAUCUGGAAAUCUUUGCUAGUAAAACUUGACGAAAAUAAACCUUGAUGUAGCAAUUAAAAAGAUAUGGUGAUAGUAC
Molecule: messenger RNA, 909 nt
Organism: Nicrophorus vespilloides
Lineage: Eukaryota; Metazoa; Arthropoda; Insecta; Coleoptera; Silphidae
Exons: 3
Coding region: 10-852 (280 amino acids)
Source: RefSeq, a predicted model, not a curated record